This is a messenger RNA of Cajanus cajan (pigeon pea), 2294 nucleotides long. RefSeq names its product wax ester synthase/diacylglycerol acyltransferase 4. Gene Ontology annotation, molecular function: diacylglycerol O-acyltransferase activity. Gene Ontology annotation, cellular component: plasma membrane. Gene Ontology annotation, biological process: triglyceride biosynthetic process. The record is from RefSeq and is a predicted model, not a curated record. NCBI's taxonomy places the organism in Eukaryota, Viridiplantae, Streptophyta, Magnoliopsida, Fabales, Fabaceae.
AAGCCAAAAUGUCUUUAGUAGGAACAGAAAGACCUACCCGAUACAUAAGCCCCCAAAGUCUUCGACUCUUGGGAGAAGAGUUCAUUUGUGUUCGUGGUGGGAAAAAAUUUUGUUUUUUGCUUUUGAAUUUUUGAAAUCAUUGAUUUUCUAGGUACGCCAUUGUUCGGGAUAUGUAAUGAUAGAGUCACCUCAAGUGUAUAAUGACGAUCUGUCAGCUACCCCAGGAAGGUUUUGGAAACCUAAGUGUGGAACGUUGCCCAAACAUGAAGGGUUUCUUCCGUUUCAUUCAUUGAUCUUGAAGAAAUCUAACAAUUCAAAGAGGUGCAGUGCUUCAUUUCUCGGAGUUCUUCGUAUCCAUAAAUAAGAUCACGUAGAUCAUGAGAAUUUACUUACAACCUCUGCCUUUCGAAUACUCCAAACACUUCUCGUCAUCCCACCUCUCUCUUAGUGACCGAGAAUCAAGUACCUACUAGCUAAAAAAACAAAAGAAAAUGGUGAAGUGCUUUGAGGAAGAAGUUUCAAUGCCUCUGAGCCCUAUGGCUGAUUACUUCAGCAGUUCUUUGAUAAACGUAUUCGUUCUUGGUGUUUUGGAAUCUCAGAUUCCAAUUGAUCACUCAAGAGCCGAACCUCUGCUUAAGGACGCGUUCCUUCCCAUCUCCACGCGUUUCUCUUCUAUCUUGGUUAUGGAGAAGAAAGGAAAAAAAGGAUGGAAAGAAGUUGAUGUAAAUCUCCAGGACCACAUCAAGGUUCCCACUUUUCCCACCAUCGUGCCAUUCAAGUUAUAUGACAAAUGUUUCGACGAAUACAUGUCAAAAAUAGCUAUGGAACAGUUACCACAAAAUAAACCACUUUGGGAAUUGCACAUAUUUAAGUAUCCAACGAGCAAUGCUGCAGGAACUUUUAUAUUCAAGCUCCAUCAUGCACUCGGAGAUGGUUACUCUUUCAUGACAACCUUGCUUUCGUGCGUACAAAAUGCUCACGAUCCUUCAAUUCCUGUCAAAUUUCCUUCAAGCAAAAGAUCGAUGGAAUCGAAAAAUACCAACAUCAUGCUAAAAAUAUUGCCUCAAACUGUAUCCAUGGUAUUUAAGAGUGUAUUCGAUUUUGGCUGGAGUGUGAUGAAAGAUAGCCUGAUUCCAGAUGAUGAAACACCAAUAAGGUCAGGGCAUAAAGAUGUAGGGUUUCGACCUAUGACCUUCUCAAAUGUUUCUCUCUCUUUGGAUGACAUCAAAGAAGUCAAAAAUAAACUGAAAGUGAGCGUAAAUGAUGUCGUGGUUGGUGUAAUUUUCCUUGGAAUUCAACUGUACAUGGAUGCAAAGAAUCAUAAACCAAGCAGUGCAGAGAGUACAGCAUUGGUGCUGCUCAACACCAGGAAAAUUAGGGCUUACAAAUCAGCUAAGGAGAUGCAUGAUAAAGAUUCUGAAGCACCUUGGGGGAAUCGAUUCCAUUUCAUGCAUGUUCCGAUUCCCAUGUUAUGUGAUACCAACUGUUUCAACCCACUUGAGUUUGUGUUAGAAGCCAACAAAAGAAUCAAGAGGAAGAGAAAUUCUUUGGCAGUACCACUCACAAACGUGCUUUUGCACUUGUUGAACCAAAUCAAAGGCCCGCAGGCUGCUGCAAACUACGUAUACAAGAUAAUGAAUAAUACAAGUUUAAGCAUCUCACACAUGAUUGGACCAGUGGAACAAGUGGCUUUGGCUAAUCAUCCUAUCAAAGGCUUAUACUUUAUGACUGUUGGUUUAUCUCAGAGUAUCACGGUGACUAUAACAAGCUACAUGGGAUAUAUAAGAGUUGGAUUUGGAGUAGAGGAAGACUUCAUAGAUGAAUACCAACUCAAGUCAUGUUUCGAAACUUCUCUGGAGAUGAUGCUGAAAGCAGCUAAAAAUGUUGCUAUGGAAGCUAAAUUGUGAUAUCGCAUUUAUAAUUCAAAAUGUUUUAUUAUAAGUUUAAAGUCAUCUUGGUUGCGUUUAAGAGAAAAGGAGUACUGCCAAUUGAAUAAGAUCAAUUGACCCCUUUUCUUUGGAGUGAAAGGAGUAGGAACAAAAUAAAAGAGUAGUGUGUGACAAUGUAAAACAAAAUAAAACGUGAAAAGUAAGAAUCCCUAAGUGACCCGAUGCAUAUGUGUGCUAGUAACCAAUGUAUAUGGUGACUUACGUACCGUAUAGUUUCAGUUUAAGUGAACUACUAUGCUUAGUCUAAUGAUGGGAGAUUGUGAUAAUAUCCUCAUGUUGUAAGCUUGAAUUCCAGUGUUAUUAUUGUAAUUAUAAUGAAUAAAAUAUAAGUUUUAGUUUGAGUAC